AAAUAAAGUCGAAAUAUAGCAGAAAUAUAUUUGAAAUUGAGUAGAUCUUGAAUUAAAAAGAAGGUGCAAGUAAAAAACACAAGGUAAGUUCGAACACACCCCACAACCAUCUUUGACCCUAGGUGUUUAGCAAUUUAAACAAUAUUUUCUAUCUAAUUGCAUAUUUCAAGUAAUUUUAUAAUUUCAUUACUUUAACAAGAUAUAUUACAGCUCUUGAAAUUGGAUCGCAAAUUGCUAAGCACCUUACUUUUACAUGUGUUAGCAUGUAUAUGGAGUGCAUUUCGAUGGAAUAAAUAUGAACAUUAAGUUUUACAAUGAUUUUUAUGGAAUAGAUUGAAUAGAUAUUUAUAUAUAUAAUCUGAUAUUUUAUUCGAAAUGGACUUUAUUUUAGAUAUUAUUUAUAUAUGUGCAAUAAAAUGGAUGGAGAGAUUUCUCUGGAUCAUGCUCACGUGUACACAAUGCGAAAGAACGAUUAGCUUUUUAUUUAAAAAUCACGAACUAGAAAUUCAGCUCGAUCUCUCUGUCCACUCGGAAACCAAAUGUUUACAUGUUGUCGAUAUUAAUAUUCCCACGCUUACGUGAUGGCACUAAAUGCCGCACAUGACCGAUAUUUUAAUUGAUGCAACGAAUACCUAUCAUUUCUCGUUUAUAUCUUCGUGCUUUCCGAUGCCUGCGCUUUACGAUAUUGCCAGGACUCUGUAUUAUUAUAUUAGUGUUGCGAUUAAUUUUAAGAGUCACCAUUUAAUCGACGUACAAAUACGUAUUCUACAAGAUUAUUAGUAAAUUUUGCGCGUGUGGUUACAAUUUUUGGGCGAUAAACUAGCGUGCGCAAUAGUGUUUUGUAACCGAGAAAAUAAUCGGUUAAGAACCAAUCUCGAGGUUGAAGAAGAUCAAGGAUCAUACUUCUUCCAACUUGAAGCUUCUGCAAACAGAAAAAAUUGGCCAUUAAGAGACUGCUGAGUGAAGAGGAUUUUUUGCAUUAUAAACAUAAAGGCGAGUAUCAUUAUUUUAUAUAUUCUAUUUUAUUCUGAUAGAUUGUAUUUUUUGUUAUUUAUAAAACGAUGUAUUGGACAUUUAUAUCAAUAAUGUCGGUAUUUGAGUUUGCAUUGUGUUUGCAAGUUAAAGCGAUGCCAUUUUGCCGACAUCGUAUCGAUCAGAUUUGCGUAUCCGAUGUGAUCUUAUUACAUACAUUUUAUUAUGCACAUCGCUUGCAUCGCGCGUAUUAUUUCGCGCGCUUCUAUACAAGUAUGAAAAAGAUUUAUUGUGACAAAUGUGAAGGAUAGUGAAGGAUACUUUUUAAUUAAUAAUAACCAGGCUUGCAUUUAUAAUUGCGCCGGUUUCACGGUAUAAAAUGAAAUUUUAUUUUGAAACUGUUUUAUCAAGUGUUUAUUGCGCCUCGAAUUGGCUGCAAUAUUUGAUAUAUGCGCAAGUACUUAGGAUAUAUCCUAAGUAUCAUAUCGCGAUUUUUUAACGUUUGUGAAAGGGAAAAAUUAUAUUAUUCAGUCCUGAGUAGAGUGAAUAACUGACAUAUAUGAAAGUUGAUUGCAUUGCUUUUUUUAUGCUUUUGCUAUAUCAAACUUUCAGAUUGUCGUUUUUUACUGCAAAGUACUGAACAAUAAAUUUGAUUUUACCCCUUAUUUUUAAAUAUUUUUAGUGCAUUUUAAUUUUAUUUUCAACAGGUGUGAUAUUUUGAAUGCCGUUUAUAUGUUGAACAUAAAUAUACAUGUGCAUGAAGAACUAUGCUUUGUUUUAUACUGUAGAAGUGAGAAGAAGAUGCCGCAUCAUGAUGGAUUAUUUAUAAAGGUGAGAUUUUUUUACAACUGAUUAAUUUGCGUUUUAAGAUUUUCUCUACAGUUAAAUAGAGUGAUUUUUGAGUAAAAUUUUGCUUUUCUCAAACUCUUUUGCCAAGUUUUAUGGCUUCAUCUUUACUUUUCCCUUCUGCUAUACCAUUAGGGAAUAAAUAUACAGUUUUGUGUACAUAUUUUUAAUCAUUUAUAAUUUGAACGGCAUUAAUUAUUAAUGAAUACAAAAAUGAGAACAGGUGUAUAAGUGUUCUGCAUAUUAUUUCAUAGUAUUAAUAGUAUUUUAUACUAUUAUAUAAGAUGAAUUUUUAUGAAUUCGGAAAGCUUAAUGAAUAUUGAUAUAAGUAGCGAAUGAUGAAACUUCAGAGUUGCUUGACGACAAUUUUUUCGGUUCGCACAUACGCUCUUGUAACGCAUUAUUGCUGCGUCUCAAAGGAUAUCAGCAAUGGCCAAGCACCUUGCACCGGCCACCUCGCAGCACUCACACUUAAGCAUAAGAUCUAUCUCUGUCUUUCUGUCUCUAUCUAUCUAUCUCUCUCUUUCUCUCUUAUCACUGCCUGUAUGCAAAACAUAUUGUAAUGAUCACAAAAUGCAGAAUCAAAAGACAAAGUUGUGUGUGCCUACGGGUCGUUCUCCGUUGCAAUGUCCUUGGGUUUUGUCGAUUUCAGGGAAGGAGCUGAAACUUUCGGCGGAUUGUCAGGGAUGCUGCGUCAGAUUCUCUCGCCCUCGCCCGAGACCGGGGAGGUCGGCAUGUCUGUCAAUUGUAAUCUUCUACAGAGCAACUCCAUAUUCUCCAACCAGCCGUCGAUGCUAUCGUCGACAAUACUCCCUCCGCACUUUCAAUCCGUGUAUCCAGACCAAUCCUUGAUCGAUCAGGUGCAAAUUCUUGCCGAUUCUUACCCGUGUCCCACGUGCGGGCUUGAAUUUCGAGGGGCCCUUAAGCUAAACUAUCACAUGCGAACGAGUCACGCCAUGCGUCCGGAAUACGAGCAGCAUAAUAUCGAGAAUCAGCCGAGAUACUCAUGCGCCGUCUGCUCACGAACAUUCGUUGCGCUGAGCCAUCUGAAAAUGCACGAGGUCACGCACUCUACGUCCGUGACCUCGUGCGCCUCGACCUCCGCGAAUAUCGCACCGCCCGUUAACAUGGACAAGACGUUCGCCUGCGAUCUCUGUCCGGCCAAUUUCCGGUAUCGCACGCUGCUGGAACGCCACCGGAGGAUGCAUCAGGAGGUCGGCCAGGAGAAGCCUUACUCCUGUCCGAGGUGUCUGAUGCGUUUCGAGACCCGCAACCUGUACAACCAUCACGCGAAAACGCAUAGACCGAUGCCGGCGGGCAACGACAGCAGGGUUAUCGGCGCGAAUGCUGUGUCACCCGUCGAGCCUGUGGCCGGCAAUCUCGGCGGUCCCAUAAUCCCUGCCAAAUCUAUGACUUAUCCCUGCGACUCGUGCUCCAAGCAAUUUACCACCGCCGAGUCGUUAACCACGCAUAAGGCAGUACACAGAUCAAGACCGCUGGUCUGCGACGUAUGUGGCAAGGGUUUUACGCAUCGCAAGUAUUAUGUGGUGCAUCAACGCAUCCACACCGGCGAGAGGCCGUAUCUCUGUGCCAUGUGCGGCAAAUCGUUUACGCAGGCAUCGACACUCACUGUACAUCGUCGGUAUCAUACAGGAGAGCGUCCGUACACCUGUACGUUAUGCGGAAAAGGAUUUGUUACGCGAACGAUUAUGCUUAAUCAUAUGAAGAAGCAUUAAAAUGCGGAUUAAUCGAUAUUGAAAUUUAUUGUGCGCGAUUUAAAUUCAAACGCAAUCUUGUGAACAUUUUUAAAAAAGAUGAUAAUCAAAAAAAGUUAUUUAACCUCGGAGUCUCUAAUUUUUCAUCAACAUUCUAGAAAGAAUAAUAUUCAAAAGUAUAAAUUAAUUUUUUUUAAUUAAAUUAUAAUGGAGAUUUUUUGAAAGACUCAAGAAAUAUUUUAAAAUCAAAAUUACAGAUAAUCGAUAUUAGUAUAAUUGCACAGUAAGAAAAUUUAAUAAUGAGUAAAUGGUAUUUGAGUCUAUAUUAAUUUUUGAAAGCAAAAAUUAUUUUUCUGUGAAACUUAUAUAAAUAUUUCUAUUUAAAUUUUUUCUGUUUUCUUUUAAUGAGAUACAAGGUGUUGAUGUCUAAGUGCCUAAAAUGACUCAAGUUACUAAUUACGGUAUAAUAAAUAAAUAUGGAUAUAACGAACGGGUUAAACUGAGGAAGUUAAUUUUUUUAUGAACGUAUUUUACGUGAUAGAAAAUUUAGUAUAGUUUCGGAUAAAAUAUAUCUACUGACUAAUCGAAUCAAAUUCACGAUAAAAUAGGCUAACAAUCUUAUUCUAUAAUCAUAAAUGUUGUCAUCACUGUGAUAUCGUUUGUACAUUAUACGAAAUAUUUAGAUUAAUAAUAGUAUUAUACGAUAUAUAAAUCUCUUUCUAUCUUUCUGAAUGAAAGUUGAUAUAAAUAAUUCAGUUUUUAAUAAAAGAAAUUAGUACCUGCGCAAUGGUUUAAUGAAGAGUGCCUAAAACUUUCUAAAUUUAUUUAUAAAAAGUGAAACUAAAUAUAAGCAAAACGCAUUAACAAUCUGUUUGCGAAUUAAUCAUUUUGGUAUUUUGCAUGUAAAAUUAAAUAUUUAAAUUAAUAAUUUGCUAAUAUAUAGAAAAUGCAGCAAUUAAUUUCAAGAUAAAACUGAAUUUAGGUGCCUUUUUAAUUAACAGUUACCGAAAGACAGGGUCGAGGAUAUGUGUAAUAUUAAUUAUAUAAAUGUGAAUUGUAAGUAUGAAGACGCUUAAAUACUUAUAAUUAGUCGUAGAAAUUACGCGCAAUUCUAUAAUAGAACUAUAGUAAAAUAUAUACUAAAGUAAAUAGCAAUAUUUAAUUAUCUUUUGCAAAUAAUUUUCUUAAUUUUAUUAUUGCCUUAUGCAUGUACUGUUUC
This is a messenger RNA of Linepithema humile (Argentine ant), 4752 nucleotides long. RefSeq names its product zinc finger protein 660-like. The record is from RefSeq and is a predicted model, not a curated record. Lineage: Eukaryota; Metazoa; Arthropoda; Insecta; Hymenoptera; Formicidae.